Messenger RNA from Cyclopterus lumpus (lumpfish), 5356 nucleotides. It is a transcript of the gene col2a1b, whose product is annotated as collagen, type II, alpha 1b. Bases 185 to 4657 code for a protein of 1490 amino acids. The record is from RefSeq and is a predicted model, not a curated record. The transcript has 54 exons. NCBI's taxonomy places the organism in Eukaryota, Metazoa, Chordata, Actinopteri, Perciformes, Cyclopteridae. Gene Ontology annotation, molecular function: protein binding; extracellular matrix structural constituent.
GCUGAAUUUCUUCUGCAGGUCCAGGUCCUGCCGCUGGAUUCCCUCAUUGGUUUUUGGGAACUGUCAAUGUCGAAUGUUUCGGUUUUGUAACUGGGGACACAUACACUAAAUACUGCGAGAAGAACUCCGAUAUCUUGGCACUUUCCUUUCUCCCUCGUGGGCACUGCAUGUCUAAUAUUUAGACAUGUUCAGCUUUAUGGAUUCGAGGACUGUACUGCUACUUGUAGCAACCCAAGUGUGUCUAUUAGCCGUUGUAAGAUGUCAAGAGGACGACCAGGAGGAUGUUAGUCGCUGUUUACAAGAUGGACAGCGCUAUAGCGACAAGGACGUGUGGAAACCAGAGCCUUGUCGCAUCUGCGUGUGUGACACUGGAACCGUCCUGUGUGAUGAAAUUGUCUGCGAGGAGCUAAAAGACUGCCCCAAACCUGAAAUCCCAUUUGGAGAGUGUUGCCCUGUCUGCGCAGCUGACCACGCUCCACCCAUUGGAGCACCUGGAGGCAAGGGUCAGAAAGGUGAACCCGGAGACAUUACCGAUGUUGUGGGACCAAGAGGACCAGGUGGCCCAAUGGGCCCACCAGGAGAGCAAGGACCCCGUGGAUCGAGAGGAGACAAGGGAGAGACGGGAAGCCUUGGUCCUCGUGGCAGAGAUGGUGAGCCUGGCACCCCCGGAAACCCCGGCCCCCCCGGACCUCCAGGACCUAAUGGACCCCCUGGCCUUGGUGGAAACUUUGCUGCUCAGAUGGCUGGUGGUUUUGACGAGAAAUCUGGCGGCGCACAGAUGGGUGUGAUGCAAGGACCAAUGGGCCCGAUGGGUCCCAGAGGACCACCUGGCCCCAGCGGAUCACCUGGCCCACAAGGUUUCCAAGGCAACCCAGGAGAGGCUGGAGAGCCCGGACAGUCCGGCCCCAUGGGUCCCCGUGGCCCCACCGGACCUUCUGGAAAACCUGGAGAUGAUGGUGAGGCUGGCAAGUCUGGCAAAUCAGGUGACCGUGGACCUGCUGGACCUCAGGGAGCUCGUGGAUUCCCAGGAACUCCUGGCCUGCCCGGCAUCAAGGGACACAGAGGUUAUCUAGGUCUUGAUGGUUCAAAGGGAGAGACUGGAGCUCUUGGGUCCAAGGGAGAGUCCGGUGCUCCCGGAGAUAAUGGCGCUAAUGGACCGAUGGGACCUCGUGGUUUGCCUGGUGAGAGAGGUCGUCCUGGACCCAGUGGAGUUGCUGGAGCACGUGGAAAUGAUGGCUUGUCGGGUCCUGCUGGACCCCCAGGCCCCGUCGGCCCCUCUGGAGCUCCAGGCUUCCCUGGCUCUCCUGGUUCAAAGGGAGAAGCUGGUCCUACUGGUGCUCGUGGUCCUGAGGGUGCUCAGGGACCCCGUGGAGACUCUGGAACACCCGGAUCAUCCGGACCUUCUGGAGCUUCUGGAAAUCCUGGUACUGAUGGAAUCCCUGGAUCCAAAGGAUCUUCUGGUUCUCCUGGUAUUGCUGGUGCUCCUGGUUUCCCUGGACCUCGUGGACCUCCCGGGCCUCAGGGAGCAACUGGACCACUCGGGCCCAAAGGAACAUCUGGAGACCCAGGUAUCCCAGGCUUCAAGGGAGAGUCUGGACCCAAAGGAGAAUUUGGACCGGUUGGUCUGCAGGGAUCUAUUGGCCCACAAGGAGAAGAAGGCAAGAGAGGACCCAGGGGUGAGGCUGGUUCUGCUGGACCACUUGGACCUCCUGGAGAGAGAGGAUCCCCCGGUAACCGUGGUUUCCCUGGUCAAGACGGUCUGGCUGGUCCCAAGGGAGCCCCUGGUGAGCGUGGACCCUCUGGUGCUAGUGGUCCCAAGGGUGCCAACGGUGACCCCGGCCGUCCAGGAGAGUCUGGUCUGCCCGGUGCCAGAGGCCUGACUGGACGCCCAGGUGACGCUGGUCCUCAAGGCAAAGUUGGACCUUCUGGCGCUUCUGGUGAGGACGGUCGUCCAGGACCCCCCGGCCCACAAGGAGCCCGUGGACAGCCGGGUGUCAUGGGAUUCCCCGGACCCAAGGGAGCAACUGGUGAACCUGGCAAGUCUGGAGAGAAAGGACUGGGUGGAGCUCCUGGUCUGAGAGGUCUGCCUGGCAAAGAUGGAGAAACCGGCCCUUCUGGACCCGGCGGCCCUUCUGGACCUGCUGGAGAGAGAGGAGAACAAGGACAGCCUGGUCCCUCAGGUUUCCAGGGUCUGCCUGGACCUCCUGGCCCACCUGGUGAGGGAGGAAAGCCUGGAGACCAGGGUGUUCCUGGAGAGGGUGGUGCUGCUGGUGCUACUGGACCCAGAGGUGAGCGUGGUUUCCCCGGAGAGAGAGGAGCUGCCGGCUCUCAGGGUCUGCAGGGACCUCGAGGUCUGCCUGGAACUCCUGGAACUGACGGACCCAAGGGAGCCAUUGGACCUGCUGGUGGUGGUGGAGCUCAGGGACCCCCUGGCCUGCAGGGUAUGCCCGGAGAGAGAGGAGGUGCUGGCAUUCCUGGACCCAAAGGAGACAGAGGUGACCUCGGAGAGAAAGGACCUGAAGGUGCUCCUGGCAAAGAUGGUGGCAGAGGUCUCACUGGUCCCAUUGGUCCUCCUGGUCCCGGUGGUCCCAACGGCGAGAAGGGUGAAUCUGGUCCUGCUGGUCCUUCUGGAGCUCCUGGUACCCGCGGUGCUCCUGGGGACAGGGGGGAGACUGGACCUCCUGGGCCUGCUGGAUUUGCUGGACCUCCUGGUUCUGACGGUCAGCCAGGAAUCAAAGGAGAGCAGGGAGAAUCUGGACAGAAGGGUGAUGCUGGGGCCCCUGGACCCCAAGGACCAUCUGGUGCCCCUGGACCUGCAGGUCCUACCGGUGUUUUUGGACCUAAAGGUGCUCGUGGUGCUCAGGGACCUCCCGGUGCUACUGGUUUCCCUGGAGCUGCUGGCCGAGUUGGACCCCCUGGUCCCAAUGGAAAUCCUGGACCUGCUGGUCCUGCCGGCCCCUCUGGUAAAGAUGGACCCAAGGGUGUGAGGGGAGAUGGUGGACCCCCAGGCCGACAGGGUGACGCUGGGCUCCGUGGUCCAGCUGGGGCUUCUGGAGAGAAGGGAGAUGCUGGAGAGGAUGGUCCCUCUGGACCCCUCGGUCCUUCAGGUCCUCAGGGUUUGGCUGGUCAGCGCGGUAUCGUCGGUUUGCCCGGACAGCGUGGUGAGAGAGGCUUCCCUGGUCUGCCUGGACCUUCUGGUGAGCCCGGAAAGCAGGGAGCUCCUGGUGGCAGUGGAGACCGCGGACCCCCUGGGCCUGUUGGGCCACCUGGACUCACUGGACCUUCAGGAGAGCUUGGUAGAGAGGGCAACGCUGGAUCUGAUGGACCUCCUGGUAGAGAUGGUGCUACUGGAAUCAAGGGUGAUCGUGGUAACACUGGUCCUGCUGGUGCUCCUGGUGCUUCAGGCGCUCCUGGUGCUUCCGGCCCAGUUGGUCCUACCGGCAAACAGGGAGACAGAGGAGAGUCUGGUGCACAAGGACCUUCUGGACCUUCAGGACCUGCUGGAGCCAGAGGAAUGCCUGGACCACAAGGACCCCGCGGUGACAAGGGAGAGGGUGGAGAGUCUGGCGAGAGAGGGCAGAAGGGACACAGAGGCUUCACUGGUCUGCAGGGUCUGCCCGGACCUCCGGGUCAAGCUGGAGACCAGGGUGCUACUGGACCCUCUGGACCUUCUGGACAAAGAGGACCACCUGGACCUGUUGGCCCUAGUGGAAAGGAUGGUGGAAACGGUCUGCCAGGACCCAUUGGACCACCCGGACCUCGUGGUCGCGGUGGAGAGACCGGUCCCUCUGGUCCCUCUGGAAACCCUGGACCCCCCGGUCUCCCUGGUCCCCCUGGCCCUGGCAUUGACAUGUCCGCCUUUGCUGGUCUGGGUCAGACUGAAAAGUCCCCUGAUCCUCUCAGGUACAUGAGGGCCGACCAGGCUUCAGGAAACCUCCGUCAGCACGAUGCUGAGGUCGACGCCACGCUCAAAUCUCUCAACAACCAGAUAGAGAACAUCCGCAGCCCGGAGGGAUCCAGGAAGAACCCGGCUCGCACCUGCAGAGACCUCAAGCUCUGCCAUCCUGACUGGAAGAGCGGAGACUACUGGAUUGAUCCCAAUCAGGGCUGCACCAUCGAUGCAAUUAAGGUCUUCUGCAACAUGGAGACAGGAGAGUCCUGCGUCAAAUCCAAGCCUGCCAGUAUCCCUCGCAAGAACUGGUGGUCCAGCAAGAGCAAGGACCGCAAACAUGUCUGGUUCGGAGAGACAAUGAAUGGAGGCUUCCACUUCAGCUAUGGUGAUGACAGCCUGGCAGUCAACACUGCUGCCAUUCAGAUGACUUUCCUGAGACUGCUGUCCACCGAGGCUUCUCAAAACCUCACUUACCACUGUAAGAACAGCGUGGCCUACAUGGACGCCUCAACGGGCAACCUGAAGAAGGCCGUUCUGCUGCAGGGCUCCAACGACGUGGAGAUCAGAGCCGAGGGCAACAGCCGCUUUACUUACAGCGUGAUGGAGGACGGCUGCACGAAACACACGGGACAGUGGGGCAAGACAGUGAUGGAAUACAGAUCGCAGAAGACCUCUCGUCUGCCCAUUGUAGACAUUGCCCCCAUGGAUAUUGGAGGAACAGACCAGGAGUUCGGAGUCGAAGUCGGGGCAGUCUGCUUCUUGUAAAGAACGAGCGAUCAAAAAGAAGAAAGAGAAGUGGGAAUUUGAAAGAAAUUAAAUGAAAGAGGAGCACACUUCAGAUAAAGAAGGAGAGAAAAAGAAAAAUCAAGACACUUUUUUAAAUGGGACUUUUUUUCUAAGUAAAAAGUGCUUUUUCCAAGUCGAACUCCGUAGGAUAUCUGCACUGAAUGGCACCAGCAACUGUCAUCUGUGAUUCAUCCAGCAUUGUCACCACCCCUCCCCCAUCAGACGCCCAGGCCUCCCCAAAAGCCCCCACUUCACCCUGGGUGGACAGCAACCCCCAACCACCACCUGCCCCACCUCAUGAACAAGAUGGAGGAAGUAUGAGGAGAGUACGGGAACAUACCAGGGAACAUGAGAGAGAAAAAUGUGUUGGUGUUAUUUAUUUAUUGUUUAGGUUUGAGUCCCAGGUGUGGUAGGACUGAGUUUGUUGCUAAGAAAUAAAAAGCCCACUUACAAAUAUAAAAAAAAAAAAACCAUAUCCACCAACUUCCUCUCCUACUUCCUCCUCUUUUCUAAUCACCCCAUCACCCCUGUACCAUAUCCACUAAAGCACACAUAUCUCUUUGAAACCAAAAAUCUAGCUACAUAGAAACUGCAGUUGUUCCUAUUUCUACCACCACAGUGUGUAUCAAAAAGUUACUGUGUAUUAUAAUAAAAGUCAAUGGUGCUAUUGUUGUAAAA